AUGAGGACAAGCGGUGACGUUUACGGAGCAGAUGCGGUUUCAACAAGACAGGACGAAAAAAUAUUGUUCAAAGAUGAUGAAGAGAAGCUCCAUGACUCUACUUCUAGCCCGAUGAGAAAUCGCCAAGACGAUUCGAAUACACGACCUGGGGGGUCUCAAAGACUCGUCAAGGAAGAGACUGAUUCUGAUUCUUCUCUUAAGAACACGACCACCACCACCACCCCCAUAAACAAACCAAUUCACUACACAGAUCAACAACAAGCCGAGCUUCUCAGGAAACUUGAUUCUAUUAAAGUUGAACUUCUCAACAAGCCGAAUCAGAUAGUGGUGCUUCUGAUUGGUCCGCCAGGAAGCGGCAAAUCGACGUUUUGUGACACCGUGAUGCGUUCCUUUCUCCGCCCUUGGUCUUGCUUCUGCCAGGACAUUAUUAACAAUGGCAAAGCUGGAACAAAGGCUCAGUGUUUAAAGAUAGCAAUAAGUUCCCUUAAGGAAGGCAAAAGCGUUUUUAUAGACAGAUGCAAUCUUGACAGAGAGCAGCGGUCUGAGUUUGUUAAGCUUGGUGGUCCUAGCAUUGAAGUCCAUGCAGUGGUUCUGGAGAUUCCUGCUCAGAGCUGCAGCUGUUGGUAA
Messenger RNA from Camelina sativa (false flax), 627 nucleotides. Lineage: Eukaryota; Viridiplantae; Streptophyta; Magnoliopsida; Brassicales; Brassicaceae. The record is from RefSeq and is a predicted model, not a curated record.